This is a messenger RNA of Seminavis robusta, 1827 nucleotides long. The record is from the annotation of a GenBank genome assembly. Lineage: Eukaryota; Bacillariophyta; Bacillariophyceae; Naviculales; Naviculaceae.
AUGGAACACACCAACGUUGGUAAAAUCUGCAUGCAUGUCGAGAUCGAUGAUGUGCUCAACCAUGGGGAGUCUCACGAGGCUGUCUUGGUCGUCUCCACUGAGACCGCCGACCACUGGAUCCUAAAAGAGAACUUUAUGUGGAUUGGGAGUGACCGGGCUGAUAUACCAAAGAUACAACACGGAGAAGUUCACCUCCUGUCAGAGAGAUUUCCCCAUUCGGAUCGAAACAUUCGCAGACCACACAAACACGAGUUCCGAAUACCCUUGGAAGACGUCACCGCGGGCGCCAUGUCGGUCCCAUACUACGUCGCUCUGCACCCUAUCAUUGUACAAGGGGAAAGCAAACCGAAAACUCCCCGAACGGACAAUUUACACUCGUCUUAUCUCAGGCAGCCUUCUACCGCCGAAAUGCGACAAAACGAAAACGACGAAAUUAUCAGCACCAACAAAGGCGGUAUUUGGUUGACAGAGUUCAUUCUCAAUUUCAUGCUUCCCGAGACGUCAGCCCCAUCAUCAAAAACCUUCAGUAUUCCAGAACUCACCAAUAUGCAACAGGAACGACGACUGUACGAAUUCAGUCGUCGGGAACCCAAUGCUGCCUGUUUCUCAACGCCCAGUAUGGACAUUGGCAGAAGCAUCGGAAAUACUCCAACGAGCGACCUGUUUACAGAGGACUUUUUGUUCCAAUUCCACAUUGCCAGCGUCUUGGCAUCCGGCGUUGUUUACGAAGCCAAUCUGAUGGAGAAGAUUGACUACUACAAAACUCUCUAUGAACGUUUUGCUGCCUUUGACGAUGGUUUGAAUGAUGUGGCAUUGGUGGCCAAAGUGGAAGACGUCUGUUACGGCGUUUUUCGCGGAACCGUGGAAAGCAAUCUGGCCGACGUAGCACAGAACUUCAUCUAUGGCUUUCGGCAAGUUCCGGGCACAACAUGCUACGUCCGACGAGGAUACUACGAUGCCUACUUCACGGACUACCAGGUUGACUUUGAGACGGAGUUGAAGGAUUGUGUUGGCUCUUGCAACAAUGGCAAUGGUGGUUGUGAAUUGAUUCUAGCAGGUGCCUCCCAAGGCGGCGCGAACGCUGUUGUUGGCUCUAUGCACCUGUACGAGAAGUACGAUCCAAUCGUUUUCACAUUUGGAGCACCAAGAGUAUUCCUUCCGACUUCUCCUUUUGAGGAGCACACUCCAUGUACCAGCUUCAACAAGGAGAAACAAUAUCACUUUGUUUUGACGGACUCCUUCCUGAAAGCCUACGACCCAGUGCCGUCGUAUUAUGCCUACUGGACGAAGAAUGUAGGCCGCGAGAUCUUGUUUGACGGCGAAGGGAAUUUCAAUGACCAAGGCGUCGCGGAAACCUUUCUGUCACGACGAGCCCCCGGCAGCCAGGUGGUUCAUUCUCGAACCAACUAUCAAGUGAAAACAAUCGAGGCCUACGAAAAUGCUUGUUUGCCAACUCCAGUAUCCGGCUGGGUUGACGGUCAUUGGUGUUCCGAGGAUAGCACUUGCCAACCAUCCAGUUUUUGCUCGGAUGACGGCUAUUGCACACCACGAUCAGAAGCAGGAAGCCCAUGCGACAAGAAUGCUGCGUGCUUGACCAACUUUUGUUCUUCCGUCGCUAAGGUGUGCCUAGUAGAACGAUCGGGCAAGAGCUUGACGUCGAAUGGAGCUUCCUGUUGGCGAAACCAGGACUGUACCUCGGGACGAUGCGAAGGCUACAUUGGAUUCUCUCGGUGUCGUGCGCCCUUGGAAACUGGACAACCCUGCAACGAGCAUUCCGAUUGCCUGUCUAGCCAUUGCGCAGGAUUGCUCUUCGGGAGCUGCUUGUAA